AUGAAGUACUUUGCAGCACUAUCCGUCGCGGCCAGCCUCGCUGCUGCUCAGGGCGACAUGAAGGUCAUGAACCUUGCACCCGCUGCCGCUGAAGGCCCAGCCACACACCACCGUAAGUGCCAUGUCGUCGUUGGUGGCCUCACGCCCGUAGCGACGGGAAUGGCACCAGCUCUUCUCUACACCCCCGAGUCCAUUACCGCCAAGGUCGGCGACGUCGUCAUGUUCCAAUUCAUGCAGAAGAACCACACCGUCACCCAAUCCACCUUCGCCGACCCGUGCCGAAAGAUGGACGGAGGCAUGGACUCCGGCUUCAUGGCCAACCCCGAGGGCAAGCCCGGUGUCACCUGGAACAUGACCGUUGAGACCGAGGAGGCUCUCUGGUUCUACUGCAAACAACAAAACGGCAUCCACUGCGGCAAGGGCAUGGUCUUCAGCAUCAACGCCGCCACCACCGGCGACAAGACAAUGGCCGACUUCAAGGCCCUCGCCGUCUCCACAAACGGCACCUCCCUCACCCCCGGCGGUCUGCAGAACGUCGACCCCGGCGCGGCCGCCGCCCCCACCACCGUCACCGUCGAGGCUGGCGGCAUGGCUACGCACUCUGCUGCUCCUGGUGCUCCUCCCGCUGCCGGCGCACCCCCCGCGGUCGUUGGCGGACAGGGCCAGGACGGUCAGGGCUCCGCUUGCUCUUGCAGCUGCCUGUGCGGUGUGAACAGCUUCCCGGCUAGCGCGGCGAUCAACAGCUUUGGCGGAUUCCCCGGAUUGAUGUAA
Parastagonospora nodorum SN15 is the source of this 771-nucleotide messenger RNA. RefSeq lists its product as hypothetical. The transcript is spliced from 3 exons. The record is from RefSeq and is a predicted model, not a curated record. The coding region runs from base 1 to 771 and encodes 256 amino acids. Lineage: Eukaryota; Fungi; Ascomycota; Dothideomycetes; Pleosporales; Phaeosphaeriaceae.